Messenger RNA from Penicillium odoratum, 1947 nucleotides. RefSeq lists its product as uncharacterized. The coding region runs from base 1 to 1947 and encodes 648 amino acids. Lineage: Eukaryota; Fungi; Ascomycota; Eurotiomycetes; Eurotiales; Aspergillaceae. The record is from RefSeq and is a predicted model, not a curated record. The transcript has 5 exons. Gene Ontology annotation, molecular function: FAD binding.
AUGACCGACUGUGAGUAUGAGACUACAGAUGUCGUUAUCUGUGGCUGUGGGCCAACCGGGGCUAUGUUGUCUGCAUACCUUGGGCGGAUGUCACUUCCACACAUCGUGAUUGAGAAGGAGGCGGAAAUCACAACAGAUCCCCGUGGUAUUGCACUUGACGAGGAUGGCAUUCGGAUGCUGCAAGGGAUUGGCAUUUAUGAUCAAUUAUAUUCCGAAAUUGGGACUUGCAUGGGCAAGUUCAAGUUUGUUGGAGGGACAGAUCAGGUUCUUGACAAGAAAACCUUUCUAGAGAUGGAUUACGGAACGGUUCGCUCCCUUGACCUUCCUCAUAAUUCUUCCACGCUCAUGUUGUUUCUGCAGACUGAGGGCGGCACUGGUCACGUUGGAUUCAUCUGCCACAAACAACCAGUUCUUGAGAAACAUUUGAGGGCCGCAAUGAAUUCAACAGGCUUCUGCCAGCUCAGGACAAAUUCCACCAUUGUUGAUAUAUACGAGGAGGGAGAUUAUGUAUAUUCACGCUAUCUCGAUGACCAAGGUAAUACACACAACGUGAAGUCUCGCUUCCUUGUAGGCGCGGAUGGGAAGACGGGGUUCACCAGAAAAAACUUUCUCGAGCCUUUGGGUAUCCGCAUGGAACAGGCACAUCAAUCCUUCUACGAUGAAACAUGGGUAGCACUGAACUGGGAAAUCUCCCUACCCACGGAGAAGACACAUCCCGAAUUUCCCCUCUGGAAGUUGGGGUACGACCCGCAACAGGUUUAUGACCUCUUUUUCCCAGAGAACUUCCGUUUCAUCUGCAAUCCAGAACGACCAGCCGUAUGUGGUCGAUUUGGGCUACCGUCUGAUAGACUUUGGCGCUUUGAAUUUGUGGUUCUUGCUGGUGAAGAUGGAGAGCAAAUGUCCACACCUGAGAGCAUUCAUAAAGUCGUUUUCCCCUACAUCACUCACCCUGGGACACGAUAUGGCCUACUACAGGACAUCCAGUUCCCGAAAGACUGCAUCCACGUCCUCCGGUCAAGACCCUUCCGCUUCUCUGCACGCAGCUGCAAUAAAUGGGCAUAUGGACGCGUAGCUCUGUGUGGAGAUGCAGCACAUGUGUUUCCCCCUUUUGGUGGCCAGGGAAUUGCCUCGGGUUUCCGCGAUGCCGUCUCACUAGCCUGGCGUCUUGUCCACCUCUGCCGUCGAGAUUCCUCGACCAUGCCAAGCAAUCACGAAGAAGUCCUUUCAGGUUGGUAUAUCGAACGUAAGCAGCAGCUAGAGCGGUCUCUCGCGUCGACGAUCGAGAAUGGAAAGUUUGUGACAGAAAGCAAUCCUAUCAAAAUCUUCCUCCGCGAUUGGUCUCUGUUCUUCAUGCAUUUCGUUCCUAGCUGGAGAAGGAAUCUCAGACUCGGUCGCAGGAAAGAAGGACUGGUACAGUACCAGUACACACCGGGCCUUCCUUUUGACCCAAGUCACAAGGGGGGAAUCUGUCUCCCGCAGGUUUAUUUGAAGCUUGCUGAUGGAUCAAAGGGCGUAUUCUUUUCGGACGAUAUUAUUUUUGGAGAAGGGAAAGAAGGGAAUUUCCAAUUGCUGGUUUAUCUGGACAGCCAGGAUGGACUGGCUGCUGCUCAGGAGGCAACUUCUUGUAUUGACGAGCUUUCAAAGGGGGUAAUUCAUUCCGCUGAGAUCACAUAUCUGAUCGAAAAUAUCCGCAUCGACGCAGAGGCUGUGGCGAAGUCGGGUCCUCGAUCAAUUUACUGUCUGGCUAGCGCUGAGGAGUUUGCUGGAUCGCCUUUGUGUCUUGGUCGACCAAGACCGGAGUACUAUGAUCCACUUUGGCUUGCGCGGGCACUUGAAGGGAAUAAGUUUGCCUUAAUUCGUCCUGAUCGUUUUGUCUAUGCUGCUUGCAACGAGGUUUCUGAGCUUCGAAACGUGGUUUCUGAGGCUGUGGAAUAUCUGCAUCAAUAA